GCUGGUUGAAAAUGUAAGAGAAUUUGAUUUUGCAGCCACUGAAAAGAGAUUAAGUCGACAGCAGAGGAAGUUAAAUUGUGCUGCAUAUAAACAAUGGGCGGAUUGGUCUUUAGAUGAGACAUUGGUACCACCUUCCAUUCUAAGUCACAGCGUAUUUCACAUCCGGUUUACCCAGGGACAUGUUACUAUUGUCCUGGUAAAGUAAAGCUGUAUUUGGCUGCAGUUUCCGUAUUUAGAGUAGAUUUUGUAGUUAGAUUACUAAUUUGUUGGGGACUGAGAAGAGUUUAACUCCCCACACCAAUGAACAGUGCGCGAGACCUGCGCAUACUCAGCAUCGUCAGCUGCCGCUUCUCGAGACUCAAGCUAAAUUUCGUCAGAUCUGAGAUCUUGGAGGAUUGUUCUCAUCGAAUCCGUGUAGAAAAGAUCUCCAUACAAGUUUGAGAAUACGACAGCCUCGAACAUCUCUGCCAUAUCGCUUGACAAACCACUCUCCAACCAUGGGUGGACGGACAGGAACGGCCAUACUACUAUGUGUUUGGGCCUGUUUGCUGGUGGCCAACGUGCUUUGUGGGAAAAGCUCUGGACAGAAUGGCCAGACGGCUGAGCAGAAAGACAACACCACAGUGUUCACCCGGAUCCUAGACAGCCUCCUGGAUGGCUACGACAACCGUCUCAGACCAGGGUUGGGAGAGCGUGUAACUGAAGUCAAGACUGACAUUUUCGUGACGAGUAUUGGGCCCGUCUCGGACCAUGACAUGGAAUACACCAUUGAUGUGUUCUUCCGUCAAAGCUGGAAGGACGAACGGCUAAAAUUUAAAGGGCCAAUGGCGGUUCUCCGUUUGAACAACCUGAUGGCCAGUAAAAUCUGGACCCCUGACACAUUCUUUCACAAUGGCAAGAAGUCUGUGGCCCACAACAUGACUAUGCCCAACAAACUCCUACGAAUCACAGAGGAGGGAACUCUGCUCUAUACUAUGAGACUGACCGUGAGGGCAGAGUGUCCCAUGCACCUGGAAGACUUCCCCAUGGAUGCCCAUGCUUGCCCACUGAAGUUCGGCAGUUAUGCUUACACCAGGGCUGAGGUUGUGUACGUGUGGACGAGAGGGGCAGCCCAGUCUGUUGUGGUGGCUGAAGAUGGCUCUCGGCUCAACCAGUAUGAUCUGAUGGGGCAAAGUGUGGACUCUGGGGUUGUCCAGUCCAGCACAGGAGAGUAUGUUGUCAUGACGACACACUUCCACCUGAAGAGGAAGAUUGGUUAUUUUGUCAUCCAGACGUACCUGCCCUGCAUUAUGACGGUGAUCCUGUCCCAGGUGUCCUUCUGGCUCAACAGAGAGUCCGUCCCAGCCAGGACUGUGUUCGGAGUGACAACUGUGCUGACCAUGACCACCCUCAGUAUCAGUGCUAGGAACUCUCUCCCAAAGGUGGCCUAUGCCACAGCCAUGGACUGGUUCAUUGCAGUCUGCUAUGCCUUUGUCUUCUCUGCCCUCAUUGAGUUUGCUACAGUCAACUACUUUACAAAGAGGGGCUACGCCUGGGACGGAAAAAGUGUGGUGCCAGAGAAGCAAAAGAAGAAGAAAGAGUCCCUCCUGAAGAAGAACAACACCACAGCUUACACCGCCGCCACUGCUACAGCCUUCGCUCCAAACAUUGCCAGAGAUCCUGGUUUGGCCACCAUUGCCAAAAGCGCCCCCCCUCCCCCCACCGAGCCCAAGGAAGAACCCAAGCCCAAGCCACCAGAGGCUAAGAAGACCUUCAACAGCGUCAGCAAGAUCGACAGGAUCGCCAGAAUAGCCUUCCCGUUACUCUUCGGAACCUUUAACCUGGUCUACUGGGCAACCUACUUGAAUAAAAAGCCCAAGUUACAGGGGAUGACCCCGGGAUCCCACUAAUCUCAAUACCCCCUUCUUUUCCCCCCCGAAUGUUUAUUUUCAGAAAACAUGGUGUCCAUGCUGGUUGAGUUCCCAGUCGCCACAUUGCUUUAAUGUCAAAUACCUUCCAAGAUAAAAAAUCAAUAAAACAAAAAAAGAGAAAAGGUGUUAGGAUCUGAGCAAUGUGGUGACCAUUUAAUGGGAAUUGUUUUGGGGAGGGAGGGAUUAUGCUACUAAAGAAAAUAUGCUACGAAUAAUAUAUGAUAUACACAAGAGAAUGCUAUUCUACAAAUGCACAUAGCCCAACAAUUGUUAAGGAUCUAUUAUUUGUUUUAGUUUUCUGAUAUGUGUUCAGUUGUUGUUCUGCAUUACAUGUUUAACGCUGUAAAAGAGAAUCGUGUUUUUGCAUGGACUGGCCGUUUUUCUUUUCAAAGACCAAUCAACAUUUAUUUGACCGAUGGACCAGUUUGUUUGAUAUCAGUGACAAAAUGCUACCUUCAAUCUUCGUCAAAUAUUCUUCCAUUCUCUGUAGUUGAUGUUUUGGGGUUGUUCAUUUCCUUUUGUUGAAAUAAUCAAGAUAGGGUUUCAGCAAUAGCAAUAAAACAUGUCUCAAUGGAAACAAUGUCAUCCAUUCAUCGAUUUUAGAAGAAGAUAGAUACAAUUCAAUCAUUUAUGUGCAACAUUAGGAAUACUAUUAAUUUAGUUGUUUUGUAAAUAUGAUCAAGUGUUAGAGAUGUCAACAUUAUGUUUAAGCUUUGCAAAGUGUAACUAAGGGUAUACAUAUACAACUCCUGGCAAAAAAAGGUUUUCUUACUUUAACCGUUUAUGAAACAUUGAAAAUAGUUUGUAUGAAGAGAGUAUUUACUGUUUCAAUCCUAAGUGACUGUUUCUUACCAAGUCAGUGUUCCACUGAUCGCUGGUCAACGUUGCCAGCGGUUAUCACUGAAGUAUAAGUUAAUAUCUAUUCAACUAAAUCCAUAGCUGUGUGUAUGUGCACACUAACAACAACAAUGUGUCAAGGUCUGGGAUAGUAAUGAGUAAGAAUGUAAACUGUCAAAUCUAAAUGUCGGAAUGCAUUUUAUAUUUAGAAUUAAAAAACACUAUUAUUCUUUACUUUGGUUUCUGGUUUCUAUGGCAGAGAUGAGCCCCUAAAGGGACAUUUGUACAGGGCCCAGAGGACUGUCAGCAAACAUUAUUUAGUUUCUAAGAUGGCUGCUAGCAGUGAGCGUUGCAGCGGGCGGGCAGUGGCAAACUCAUUGAGAGUGAAGAGCAGUGCCACUAAGGAAACGCUACUCCCAUGACUGAUGACACUAAGUUCUCCAUCCUGCUGUAUUCCAUGACCCUGUGAUUCCCAUCUUCUGUUGACAAUGUUUUAGACAACACUCAGAACGUACCAGCUACACUGCCUUCAGUCUCACAUGCCGUUAGAGGAAUGGUUAUUUUUGGACUGCAUCUGCUGCUGCUUGAUGAUGAUGAGAGCGAAAGCGGAGGCACUCAACUUUAUUGGCUAGUGCUGUGUCCUGCGCAUAGGACAUGUCUUGUAGUUCUUUGAUAGUAUUGAAUAUCUAUAUUUUUGUAGCAUGAUGCCAAUCCCUCCUCAGAGAGAACCAACAGAUUCUAAAAUAUGUUUGCUUUCUUUUUCUAUUCACAUUCAAACAUACACAAGGAGGUGUUUUCUCAGAUGUGGCAAGUUCAAGUUAAUUGUCCUUCUCAAAUUCUGUUAAUGUAGCAAUAUUGAUUAGCAAGGGCUUUUUGAAAAUAUGAAUUUAAAGCAUGCAUUGUCCGGGGUGAUAUCCAAGGUAGCUUUAUGGUGACCUCAGUAGUCAUAGUUACAAAAUCUCUUUUGAUUAUCGAUCACGAGCGUUGGCUUUUAGUUUUUAUUCUCCGUGGUUUUCAAGCCGUCAGCACCUGACCUGCUUUCAGAAAUCUAUGAUCCAACUUGAGAGUGGGGGUAUUCUAUAGCAUGGGUUGGGGUGUUCUUACAGUAAAUGGGUUUUAUAGUACUGGACAUUGUGCAGUGGUGACGACAUCUCUGGACCUUGUAGAAAGACUAGUGUGUAUUGUAUAUCAGUGCACAGGGGUAAAGGGACAGUGUUUCCCAGAGGGAGAGAGUCGGUUGCAUUAUGACCAAUAGAGAGGAUCCGUUCCUGGAGACAGAGGGCUUUCAGUGUGCAGGUUCACUCUGCCGUGCACAGAGUAGUCUGUUUCAAACCGUGUGAAAUGUACAAAUAUACAUACAUAGAUCAUUAAAUUCAAACGUAUUGUAUGGAUGUUUAUUAUCAUGACGAAAACAGCAUAAAUAUAUAUAUAAUAUACAUAACGCAUAUAUGACUAUUUCAUAAAACAUACUAGCUAAGAUAAUGAUAAAUAUCGUUUGUACCAAGCUAUUGUUAUACAUUAGAUAUAUACUUGACAUGUAUGUAGUCAGCUUUGUGCUAUGCAAGGACAGCUUUGUGCCAUGCAAGGACAGCUUUGUGCCAUGCAAGGACAGCUUUGUGCCAUGCAAGGACAGCUUUGUGCCACGUUCAUUCACUUAUUUCUUUGACCGUUGUGUUUCCAAUUAACAAGGUAUUGUAUAAAGCUUAACUCUUUAAUCAACCAUGCAACCUACUUAGCCUUUUAACCAUUUUUUCUGCUGGGUAAUCACGAAGUAGAUUGUGAUUGUGAAUUACUCUACCAUUUUUUAUUGAUGUACAGGUCUGAAUCUAAUGAUGGGUGAUUGGGAGAUGAUGGCUUUGAAUGUCGAUUGCAUUUAUUAAUUUUUUGAUAAGGCAAUAAAGUGAAUCAAUUGAAAACCUCAAGCUAAAGUAUAUCAAGUUCACAUUAAUUGUUUUAUUUGAGGAUAAAAUUAAUAAGAUUUGAUCAUAUAAUCAGAGACUGAUGGAUUGCAGAAUGGAUAAAUUGUUUUCUUUUCCAUAUAGUUAGCACUUUAGUUUUAGAGAUAUUAAAUCCCUGAAGGGCUCCUCUAUAAUUUAGCAAAUUAAAACCUCAAUACAUUUUACAAUGGAAAGUGGACCACCACCAGUUGUUGUUAUUCUGGCAUACUCAUUUAGGAAGGCACUGUAUUUGCUCCAGUGCACUGGCUGUGGAAUCUGUGGCACAUUUGCAAACAUGAGCUUCCAACCCUGUACCCUUUUACAUCAAUCAGCUGUAACAUGUAAAUAAAAGCAUUGCAAAUCGUC
This is a messenger RNA of Coregonus clupeaformis (lake whitefish), 5050 nucleotides long. It is a transcript of the gene gabra1, whose product is annotated as gamma-aminobutyric acid type A receptor subunit alpha1. Gene Ontology annotation, biological process: synaptic transmission, GABAergic; regulation of postsynaptic membrane potential; gamma-aminobutyric acid signaling pathway. The record is from RefSeq and is a predicted model, not a curated record. Lineage: Eukaryota; Metazoa; Chordata; Actinopteri; Salmoniformes; Salmonidae. The coding region runs from base 498 to 1889 and encodes 463 amino acids. The transcript is spliced from 10 exons. Gene Ontology annotation, cellular component: postsynapse; GABA-A receptor complex; synapse. Gene Ontology annotation, molecular function: GABA-A receptor activity; transmitter-gated monoatomic ion channel activity involved in regulation of postsynaptic membrane potential; inhibitory extracellular ligand-gated monoatomic ion channel activity.